AUGUUACCAUUUUAUCAUUUCUUCUUUAUUUUCCCUGAGAUCUAUCACCCUAAUCUCUUUUUGAAUAUUUUUUUUACUUUUUAUCUCUCUAUCUCUUUCUGUCUUUUUCUUUCUUUCUUUCUUUCUUUCUUUCUUUCUUUCUUUCUUUCUUUAAGAAUUCUCAGCAUACGUUUCUUUUUUAAGGACCUUUCUGAUUGCUUUUCUCUCAAUCUAUGUCUAUCUAUAACCGAAAUCGACGUAAGAAUUUACAUAUUUACCUAUUUAAUUUCAAUUUUAUGUUAUUUUGAUUCGAUCUAUCUAUCUAUUCAUAACUAUCUAUUCAUAUCUAUCUAUCUAUCUAUCUAUCUAUUCAUAACUAUCUACUCAUAUCUAUCUAUCUAUCUAUCUAUCUAUCUAUCUAUCUAUCUAUCUAUUCAUAACUAUCUAUUCAUAUCUAUCUAUCUAUCUAUCUAUCUAUCUAUCUAUCUAUCUACUCAUAUCUAUCUAUCUAUCUAUCUAUCUAUCUAUCUAUCUAUCUAUCUAUCUAAUCUUAUCUUGGCAUUCGCGCUUAUAUAUCUAUCAUCGAUGCGAUUUGAAAUUGCAAUAAACUAUGGGAACAACAAAAUGGCCCUUAAAGUUCACUUAUCAACACUGCAAGAACGAUUAGCUUUCGUUCAAUGCGGCUCUUUCAGCUUGCCCGUAUGUCUUACAGUUUUUCCUGUUUGCCGGAGUCAGGCAGGCAGGCGACGAAGUUUACCCCCGCCUCUCUCUCUCUCUCUCUCUCUCUCUCUCUCUAUCUAUCUAUCUAUCUAUCUAUCUAUGUGA
Molecule: messenger RNA, 804 nt
Organism: Acanthosepion pharaonis
Lineage: Eukaryota; Metazoa; Mollusca; Cephalopoda; Sepiida; Sepiidae
Source: the annotation of a GenBank genome assembly